AAAAAAAUAGAAUCCUUCCUUGACUUUUGAUUUGCUAGGUAUUGUCCUAGGAACACUCUUGGUUGCAAGGGGGAAACUAAUUUCUCUAUGCCAUUGUAGAGAACAUAAAAGAAGAAAGGAAGAUGCAAAUCAGGGCUAUUCUUUUUAGCUGAUAGCUGAAUUACAGUGGAAAAAUGGCUUGAGGGCCUGACUCUCUGACCCAGUUAAAAUCAGCAGUUUUGUAAAAGGGAGGGGUUUUUUUUAAUCUCCCCAUUGUAAAAAGUAUUCUUCCUUCCAUGACAAUUAGCAGUUUGGAUGUUGUAAUAACUCCUCCUCAGUGAUGCUACUCCCUGUUCAUACCUAUCACUUUUUCCAAAGGAAAAACACUUUUGACAGGGGCUGAGGCAAGGAAAGCUCUUUUACAAACACACCCACUUGAAAGUCAAGGGAGUGAUCUCACCAGAGCAUCCUCAAGAGUUUUUCAGUAGGACUUGCAAGGAAUUCCUGCAGGGUUUUCUCCUUGCCGUGGGAAAGUGCAGAGGCAAAAGGAACCAAUCUGGAGGGUGUCAGGUUGGGGAAGGCAACUUAAGUUCUCAAAGGUGCACUGAGCCUCUUUCUGCCUAGCAUGACUGUUACAUAUACAGCUCGGGUGGCCAAUGCCCGCUUUGGGGGAUUCUACAAGCUGCUGAGCCUAUGGCGUGGGAGCAUCUAUAAGCUGCUGUACAAGGAGUUCCUGGUUUUCUCGGUUUCCUAUUUGGGACUAAGCCUUACGUAUCGGUAUGUCUUAAAAGAAGAUCAGAAACGGAUUUUCGAAAAGGUGGUCAUUUAUUGCAACAAGUAUGCCAAUCUCAUCCCUAUCGCCUUUGUUUUGGGCUUCUAUGUAACGCUGGUAGUAAACCGCUGGUGGAGUCAGUACACCAGCAUGCCAAAGCCAGAUCGCUUGAUGUGUGCCAUCUCUGGAAACGUCCAUGGUGUAGAUGAGAAGGGACGGCUUUAUCGACGGACACUCAUGCGCUAUUGCAAUCUGUCAGCAGUCUUGAUCUUGCGCUCAGUCAGCAUUGCUGUGUUCAAGCGCUUUCCCACCAUGGACCAUGUGGUGGAAGCAGGAUUCAUGACUCGUGAGGAACGCAAGAAAUUUGAAAAUCUCAACUCUUCCUACAAUCGAUACUGGGUCCCCUGCAUUUGGUUUACCAAUUUAGCUGCACAGGCCCGUAAAGAAGGCCGCAUACGUGACAACUGUGCUCUCAAGUUGCUCAUGGAGGAACUGAAUCAUUUUCGUGGCAACUGCAGCAUGCUUUACCACUAUGACUGGAUCAGUGUACCAUUAGUAUACACUCAGGUGGUUACCAUAGCUGUAUACAGCUUCUUCUUUUCUUGUCUAAUUGGAAGGCAGUUCCUCGAUCCAGCCCAAGGUUACGAAGGACAUGACCUAGACCUGUGGAUUCCUGUUUUCACCCUGCUUCAGUUUUUCUUCUAUUUUGGAUGGCUCAAGGUGGCUGAGCAACUCAUCAACCCUUUUGGAGAGGAUGAUGAUGACUUUGAAACCAAUUUAUUGAUCGACAGGAACUUCCAGGUCUCCAUGAUGGCUGUGGAUGAAAUGUAUGGAGAUCUGCCUCUCCUGGAGAAGGAUAGAUAUUGGGAUGCCUCAAACCCACGAGCCCCCUAUACGGCAGCUACAGUUUUUCUGUUGCAACAGCCAUCAUUCCAAGGCUCCACUUUUGAUGUGACACUGGCCAAAGAGGAUAUGCAGUUCCAGCCUCUGGAGGAGAUUGCCGAGGGCCUUGAACAGAACCGCCAUGUGCCUGCCCACCUCUUGAACCGACUGCUGUCUACAGCUCCUACCUCAGGAGGCUUUGGACGCCGUCUCUCUCUGCUGAAGCGCAAGAACAGCUGUGUUUCAGAACCAUCAACCACCUAUAGCUGCCUUUGUCAGGACAUGCAGGCCAUUGACUGCACCUGCACUCCGCCUGCCAGUCAGCAGAUGCGCAGUAACAGCAUUCCUUUCAUCCCUGAAGGGGCGGGUGACUCUGGCCACGAUACCAGCAGUCCAGGAAAGGAAGCAUACAGUAUUCUUCCCGAGUCUCACAUUGUGGAGCUGGGUGAACUUCCUCAGAGCGCUUUGGGCCAGGAGAAUGUUACAGCUGCCCCCCAUGAUCCAGAGCCCCUAGUGGAUACAUCAGUUAAUACAAAUGUUUUGUCCUGGCCUCUCCUAGAACAUGACUCGUCAGACAGUUCCUUCCUUCACAACCCAAAGGACGUGCCCAGCAAAGGGGUCAGCUAUCCCCCAUGGCUGCAGAGCCCCAUUGAGGAGGAAAAUACGCCAUGAGCCAGUUAUUGGGUAUCCACAGGUGAGAUGGAGUUACUCCUUGGGACAUCUUGUUAUGGUGAUCUUAUUGGAAGAAGGCCCUGAAAGGAGGGACCAGCAGAACUGAACACACUUUCAUAAAAACCACCUUUGUAGCAGGGACUCGGUGGAAUUUUAAGAGAUGUUGUGCAGAUACUCUUAGCAAAUACUCUGUUCCUACCAAAGAACAUGCUAGUUUUAAACCUUGCUUUUAACUUAAUAGACUACAUACGAACAUAGAGUAGGUGAGAGUAUCCUACUGCUUUGCAGUGUUGGUGAAAUGUUUAUUUUUCUCAUCAAGAUGAAUUAAGAAGGAAAAAGCCAAGAUGUGUAAAUGAAUUAUAUGGUACCUUUUUCUUUCACAAUCCUAUAUAGUCUCAGCUGAUUUAAAACUUAAGCUUUUAUGUUUUAUUAAAUGUUUGUUUGUAAAACAUUGAGAUUUUCAAAUACUUUAAAACUUACCUUCAUUCCUUACACCUUUAACAAAGUAGUGAGUAACUGCAUUCUGCCAAAAGUUUGUCAUUUUUAAAUUCUGGCCUCUGGAAAGCACAGGAAGAAUGGCAGUGUUUGUAUUGUUCAUGCCAGAGGCACUUUCAUUACUUUAGCAUCAAGUAAUAACUUGCAUAAUUAGGGUCUCUACUGGCCUUUAGAAGGUUUACAUAAAACUUACCAAAGGAGGUAGGGAAAACUAGACUUUAAAGGAUCUCAUUACAAACCUCUAGUACAGUGGCCCAGGGACUAGGGAGCGGUCCUGUGGAGAAAGUUUUUCUGCGGAUUGGAGAGAUGUGUGGUUUUGUAUGCUGCCUGCAUCUUGUGGAUGGGGUAUCACUUGUUUGUGCAGCUCAGUUGCUGCUCUAGUAGUCCUGGGACAUUGAUGGUGAACCUUUUAGGCACAGAGUGCCCAAACCGGAAGGCGCACAUGCCAGAGUGUCAUAAACCCGACAACCAGCUGGGCAGCACACAUGCACGCCUCGGAAACCCAACAACCAGCUGGCUGAGCUGGGGUGAUGGUGCGUGUGACCACAGAGAGGGCUUUGCAUGCCACCUACAAUUGUCGAUAGAGGCUUUAUUCACAAGUAUAAGAAUACUCAUCAGGCUUAGGUGCUUUUCCAAUUUUCACAGAUUUAGCAUUGUUUCUUGAAAAGAUAAAUGUUGAAUUAAAUAUAGUCUGAUCAUGCCUAAACACUGGAAUAGCAAAUAAAAUAAAAAUUGAUUUUAAGAACCCUUGAAUUUUAAAACUAUAUCCUCCUACUGGAGUAUGUCAUUUAUAUCCAAGUCAGCUAUAGCAGCGGUCCCCAACCUUUUCCACUCCGCGGACAAGCAGUGGCAAGGGGGAGAGGGGAUGGUUUUGUGUGUGUCCACCGCUUGUGCAACCUGGUUCCCAACAGGCUGUGGACCUGUGCCAGUCUGUGGACCAGCGGUUGGGGGCUCCUGAGCUAUGAACACUGAACCUGAACACUUUUAAUAAUGGAGCAUUGUGGUGAUUAAUUUCAUUUAAGAAAAUCUACACAACUAGGGAUGGCCUAAUUUAGCACAAAGCUAAAAACGGACUUGAUUUGUAUUGGUGCAAACAGCAGCAAGAACACAUUGAUUUGUUUUGCUUAUUGUGGUCAAAAAAGUAGAGAGACAUCAUUCAGUAAUCUUGCUGAAACCAACCAGGA
Ahaetulla prasina is the source of this 3984-nucleotide messenger RNA. RefSeq names its product bestrophin 2 (gene BEST2). The transcript has 10 exons. Bases 605 to 2305 code for a protein of 566 amino acids. Gene Ontology annotation, molecular function: chloride channel activity. The record is from RefSeq and is a predicted model, not a curated record. NCBI's taxonomy places the organism in Eukaryota, Metazoa, Chordata, Lepidosauria, Squamata, Colubridae.